GCGGUGGUCCCAUCCCGAUCAAGAACGCAGUCAGCGGGAAAAGCGUUGGAUGUUCCCUGGAAGAGGAGAUGUCUUCGUCGGAGCUGAAGUUGCAACUCCAGUCCCACACAGGUUUCCACCCUGCUGUUACCACGAUGUUUGUCAACGGCGAACGCUGUGGCGCCUGUGGCAGAGGCCGCCCCCAGGAUCGUCGUGAAGUGCUGGAGCUCAGUGUUUUGAGGUCCGGCAUGGAUGCGAAGGCUGACGGCUUUUUGAAGAAGCUGGAGGAGGAUGAGAGAUUCAGAAGAGAUUUCCUGGAAGGCUUGAUGGUCUUUUGGCACGAGCUGCAACACGAGAGGUUGAUGCUGGGCCCUCCUUAA
This is a messenger RNA of Symbiodinium necroappetens, 359 nucleotides long. The record is from the annotation of a GenBank genome assembly. NCBI's taxonomy places the organism in Eukaryota, Dinophyceae, Suessiales, Symbiodiniaceae.